AUGGCAGCUCCAGUGCUACCCCCUUUCCUUCACCCUGAUGCUGACUCAGGGCGUCAAAUUAUCAACGUGUGGUGCGGUCUUGUGGCUGAAUUCUAUUCUGACCCCGGGGACGUCAAGAGAAUGUUUGUGGAACGCUUAGAUUGGUUCAAGAACAAUGAAGGCCUGAAGCACGAGUUUCUUGUGCUCACUAUACACCAAGUCGAUGAACCGGAGGCAGCAGUGCUGCGGUUCGAGCGUAGACCGUCCCGAGAACAGCUUUCACGGGAAAUUUUUGCGCUGGUCCCGGACAGGGACGACAACGAGAAGCUUAACAAAGAGACAAGAAAAGCCCUGGAGAAAGAUUUCGAGGCCGAAAAGCAAACUCUACGUUCGGCAGCUUUGACCAAAGCGCAGAAGAAAACUGACAAGAAAGGCGACUGCGUUCAAGCAAGCGACACCGUCACACGUGUUCACAGCGAGAAGGGGCAACUCACGGGCUGCAAAGAAUCUGCAACACUCAUCGAAUCCUAUUCAUUCGACAGUAUACUUCCCCUCCGCGACUUCAUAUUCGCUGCCUCCACUGUGUCCACUUAUUCGGAGCGAUAUCUUGUCUUCCUUCAACAAUGCUACUGGUUCUCUCGGACGACAGUGCAGGUAAUUCUCCAAACUUAUGGCCCAACAAGCAGACGACAGGGCGAUGCUUUUAGCAUCCGCGGAAAGUAUACGGCUAGGGGCGGCUUCAGCCUGGAAGUCAAUACCGAUAAUCCAUCGGAGGUUAACAAUAUUUCGACCAUUUUUGUAGACCGCCUGAAGGAAAAUGACGCGCUGAUCGAGAAGAAAUUUUGGGAUGGCGCGGGUGGGAAGGCAGCAGAAACGAAACGAGCUGAUCAUGAAACUGAACUAAGGAAGAAGGCGGAGAAAGAUGCUGAAAACAAUGCACAGAAACAUGCUAUCAUCGAAGAGAAGUUUAGAAGGCUUCAGGAAGAAGUGCAACGGUUAAAGAGGGAGACUCCCGAAGCGAGGAAUAAAGAUUAG
Messenger RNA from Cyclocybe aegerita, 1014 nucleotides. The record is from the annotation of a GenBank genome assembly. NCBI's taxonomy places the organism in Eukaryota, Fungi, Basidiomycota, Agaricomycetes, Agaricales, Hemipholiotaceae.